AGAGUGAGACACCUUCGGUGGCGCAGGCGCGCCGUGGGCUGAUGCGAUGGCGCUGCCGGGAGCCGUGAACCGGUAUCUUCUGCUCAUGGCACAGGAGCACCUGGAGUUCCGCCUGCCGGAAAUAAAGUCUCUGCUUUCACUUUUUGGAGGUCAGUUCACCAGUAGUCAGGAAACUUAUGGAAAGUCUCCUUUUUGGAUUCUUAGCAUCCCCUCUGAAGAUAUUGCCAGAAACUUAAUGAAACGGACAGUGUGUGCCAAGUCUAUAUUUGAACUAUGGGGUCAUGGAAAGUCUCCAGAGGAGCUGUAUAGUUCUUUGAAAAACUACCCUGUGGAUAAGAUGGUUCCAUUUCUGCAUUCAGAUUCUACAUAUAAAAUAAAGAUUCACACAUUUAAUAAAACGUUGACACAAGAAGAAAAAGUCAAACGGAUAGAUGCACUUGAAUUUCUGCCAUUUGAAGGAAAAGUGAAUUUAAAGAAGCCACAACAUAUAUUCUCUAUUUUGGAGGAUUAUGGUUUGGACCCAAACUGCAUCCCUGAGAAUCCACAUAAUAUCUAUUUUGGUAGAUGGAUUGCAGAUGGGCAGAGAGAGCUUAUUGAGUCAUACAGUGUCAAAAAGAGACACUUUAUUGGAAAUACAAGCAUGGAUGCUGGUUUAUCAUUCAUCAUGGCCAACCACGGAAAAGUGAAAGAAAAUGAUAUUGUAUUUGAUCCAUUUGUUGGAACAGGUGGCCUUCUGAUAGCAUCUGCUCAUUUUGGUGCAUAUGUAUAUGGGACAGACAUAGACUACAACACCGUUCAUGGCUUGGGAAAGGCUAGUAGGAAAAACCAGAAAUGGAGAGGACCAGAUGAAAACAUUAGGGCAAAUCUUCGUCAGUAUGGUUUAGAGAAGUAUUACCUUGAUGUCCUGGUUUCAGAUGCAUCUAAACCUUCUUGGAGGAAGGGCACAUAUUUUGAUGCAGUCAUCACUGAUCCUCCAUAUGGUAUUAGAGAGUCUACAAGAAGAACAGGUUCACAGAAGGAAAUACCAAAGGGGAUAGAAAAAUGUCCAGAAAGCCACGUUCCUGUUUCCUUGAGUUAUCAUCUGAGUGAUAUGUUUUUUGACCUGUUAAACUUUGCAGCUGAGACCCUCGUAUUAGGUGGAAGACUAGUCUAUUGGUUACCAGUGUACACACCAGAAUACACUGAAGAGAUGGUACCCUGGCACCCUUGCUUGAAACUCAUCAGCAACUGUGAGCAGAAGCUUUCCAGUCACACAUCAAGGCGCUUGAUAACGAUGGAAAAGGUGAAGGAAUUUGAGAACCGGGACCAGUAUUCACAUCUGCUGAGUGAUCACUUUCUGCCGUACCAAGGUCAUAAUUCCUUCCGUGAGAAAUAUUUCAGUGGGGUAACAAAAAGAAUUGCCAAGGAAGAAAAAUCUAACCAGGAGUGAAAAUUAGGAUUUUGACGAUGGAGAAAGUAUAAGGAUUUGAUAGAAAAGACAUCUGGAUGUGAACUUUCAUGUAUGGUACAGGAAAUGUACUGUUUUAAAUAAUUUUAUAUAACAAAAUAAAUGCUAUAAAGUCAACUGAACAAUUCUUUUAACGUUAGCUUUGUUUUAUAGACUAUUUUGUUGGAUGUGGUCUUUUGAACUUUAUAUUUAUGCUUUCAAGUAUUAUGGAAAUUGAAAACAGUUAUAUUUUUGGUAAUUAAUUUACAAAUGGUGUUGACUUUUUAAACAGAUAUCUGCUGGAUAUGUUAUAGGCAUUAAUAGUGUUUGAGAAUUUAUUCAUUAGGUAGGCUUGUUUAAUUUUGUUUUUGAUUGUAAUUGUUUUACACUGUCACUAAUAAAGCUUACUGAGGAUUCCUAAAAUCGUGUAGUAUAUGGAGGGGAUGUGAUGAAGGAAAUGAAUUUUUAUUUAUAAAUCCCAGACAAGUAAGUAAUCACAAUGAUAAUGGUGAUGAUGAGAAAGGCUAGGACCUGACAACCUAAAAAGAUUCCAAACUCCUUGAGGCCUGUCCACAUCUGAAGCUCGUCUGUACCUUGGAUUUGCUUCUGCAUUCCUAAACCUUGACUGUCGGUCAAGUUAACUACCCACAAUUUUUGGUUUAGAAAGUAACUGAUAGUUAAAAGCAGUAACAACAACACAAAUCCUUGAUGGUUCCCUAAUGGUAUUAAGUCUAAUCAGAGCUCUUUGAAAUAGAAGCUGUAUUUUCUUGAAGGAGAAACUUUGCUGAGUCCACAUUGUGUCCAUCAUGAAAAUAUCUUGUUUGAAAACCACUCUACCCAUUAAUUCAGGAUGCUAAUAGCUUUCCUGCUCUCGGUGAUCAGUGUACCUCAGCAGGACGGCAGUAAACGAAUCCUCUCUCUUUAACCAGAGCCUAUUUUUAUUUAUACUAUUAUUAUUAUUUUAGUGUUACUGCUGGCUUUUAUGGACUCACAACUUGAACGUGCAUAGCUUAGGACCUCCAGAAGACCAGUGCUGCCCAAGCCAAGAGAGAGAGCAGGCCAUCCGCUUAGUUCUGCCUCCUUUUCUUGUCCUGCAGCUCUGAAUUUCAGCAGCAGAUCUCAAACAUUUCAGUGAUUGUUUUGUUUGGGUUUCUGGAUGUGAUUUGUGGUACACUGGGGAAAAUCUAAAAGUAUUCAAGGAUGAUUUAUUUUCAGUAUUUCUGUUGUAAACUGACUUAUUUAAAAUUUUUUGAGGUUAUAUGGGGGGUGAGUUUGAAACUUUGUAGCUGACUAAAUUUGGAAUGAGAUUUUAGCCUUGCCCCAUUUUUUGGUUGUCACAAAAAUUAGUCCAAAUUAGUUCCAAAUUAGAUCUGGAAAAGUUGCAACAUUAAUUUUAGUCACUUUGUUCUUAAAAAUUAUCCAACAUUAAAAAAAAAAUUUCAAAUUAUUUCUUAUUACCAUUAGUGGAGGCCUUCUAAUCUUUAAUUCUUCAUUGUUGUGAGGUUUAUUUUCAUAUAUAUCAAUAAGUUCAGUCUCCCAUUCCUGAAAUGUCACUGGACUCAGAGUGUGCAUUUGUGCAGUUGUUUUAAGGUUGGUACUCAGAAGUGAAAAAGAAACCUGAUCACUUUCAACCGAUUUUGAUUUUAGUGCAGGUAACACGUCCUCUUAUUUUAAAAAGAGAGACUUUAUUUUCUGGCAUCAGGAUCUUACUACUUCUGCAUAAGUUGGAGAAGAUCAUUUCCGGGAUUGCUUUAGUUUUAUGUGUAUUCCUCAUGCACUUACCAGCAGGAAUAUCACCUAGCAAAAUGCCUACAUUUUAGGUAGUCCUGUAGUAUGAAUUUACAGUGUAAUCUGUGAGUGAACCCUAGGUGGUCUGUGGGCUGGCCUAUUUAAUGUUUAUAAUAUGACAGACUAUAAUUUUGUUUCUGGCAUAUAUUAAAACAUCCGUAAAAUACAGACGGUUAUGGAUGUAACUGUCUUAGUGGUGUUUCAUCAUAAGUAACCUCCUUCCCAUCCAUUCUGGUGGAUUUUUUUCUUUUUUUUUUUUUUGCUGUGAUAGCUGGGAAGGAAUAGUGGAAUAGGAGGUCUUUGGGGUAUUUAGCCAAAGUGGCCAACAGAUUAAAAAAAGUUUCAAAUCUACAAAUUUCUAGCCACUUCCUGCCCAAGGUGACCCAGGUCUAGGCCUGUUCGCCACUAACUUCCUUAUGACUAAUUCUUUAAGUACAGAGGUUGAGCAAUGAAACAUUUUCAAACUGUUUAAACUCUGGGAGGUUAAGUCAGUGUUACCAUUAUUUCCUUAUGGCGGAAACUCACUUAAAAUUUGAUAUACCCUACAUAUUUAAGAAGAAUGGUGAUUACAACUAAAGAACUUUAUUUCAAGUUUGGUAGGGAAAAGUAGAGUAUGAGUUAACAUACCAAAUGCAUCGUAGUGAAUGUGUUUACAUUAUUGGAUGAAAAAUGUGCUUUAAAAGUUUGGGACAGAAACAACUUUUAAGGUAAUAUGUUUUAUACUCUUAUAAUUAAACAAUCAGGGAUGACUUUUUUUUUUAACAUCAGGAAAUUAGAUGUUAAGUUUGUGUUAUCUAGAUGCCAAUAUAAGCAAAUCUGACUCUUGAAUCAAAGGCCUUAGUCCUUUUGGGUUAAGAGAACUAACCCAUGCUGGAAAUAUUAUCAAGUAUUGCUAAUCCAAAGAGAUAUGUAAUAAAACAUUAUGUGUUGAAAAUCAAAGGUGACAUUUUUGGGGGGAAAUGAUCUUUCUACACCAUUCUAAUCUCCCUCGUAAAACCACAGUGGAACUAAGCUGAUGUUCAUGGUUCUAAUACUAAAGAAGGCACUGGCCCUGCAUAAAUUCAUUAAUGGAACAUAGGGGUAGAAA
Messenger RNA from Balaenoptera musculus (blue whale), 4301 nucleotides. It is a transcript of the gene TRMT11, whose product is annotated as tRNA methyltransferase 11 homolog. NCBI's taxonomy places the organism in Eukaryota, Metazoa, Chordata, Mammalia, Artiodactyla, Balaenopteridae. Gene Ontology annotation, molecular function: nucleic acid binding. Gene Ontology annotation, cellular component: cytoplasm. Gene Ontology annotation, biological process: methylation. The transcript is spliced from 13 exons. The record is from RefSeq and is a predicted model, not a curated record. The coding region runs from base 47 to 1429 and encodes 460 amino acids.